AUGGCAUUCUUCCAAUUAGUUCUGAAAGCCAGGAAACUCGAAAAAGCGAGGUUAAAGUAUGAGGAUGAAAAACUGACGUCUAUCGCCAUCGCGAAAGGUGCCAAGGCCCGAUUCACUUUAAGCCAACGACUUCGUCGAAUCAAAAUACGGUUUAAGAAGAAGGUUAAGACGUUCUGUGGGAAAAUCUUCGCCAUCCCAAAAAAUCUUUGGCUAUACAGAAAAAUCGUCGCGAUCUGUACCAGCGGCACUUUGGAGAAUUACAUUGCGAAGAGCUUCCUUGGAUUUAUCGGCGGAAUGUUUCUCACGUACAUCUUCUUCGCAUUCUUCGUUCUUCAACUAAACUUCAGACUCUCGACGGCAACAUUCCUUUGCACGGUGAUAGGUGUAAUCCUCACUCUUGGCUUGGCGUUUUCUCCUCGAAUACGUUGCAUUGUUUUCCUGUUAUUACCACAAUUUUUCUCGAAGCGAGGUAGGCAAGUCUUAAUGGCGUACGCAUUUAUUUUAGCCUUAACCGGACCGGUCAAGAACACUUUACACAAUGUUGCCGUUCUCUCGGAAUCACUGACCUGUGCACAAGAACAGUUAAAGGAAGCGGUGAAGACUGUCGUCGAUAUAGUAAAGCAACCGUUUUAUGCUCUGCGAGACGUGAUAUCGAAAGUUAUAAAGUCAAUCAAAGCAGUUGUGAAAAGAAUUAAGCAGACUCUUCUUGCGAUCAAGAGGAUCGUUCUCAGCAUACUUAGAGUCAUCACUUCGGUAUUCCAAUGGCUGGGAAGCGUCAUAAAUAUGUGCAAUAAAAAAUUAGGAACACCUUUCGAUAGGUGUCAAAGUGUCUUCGAUGGUGCGAUAUCGGAUUGCAAAGCAAAAUUAGGUCCAAUUAUAGGAGUUGUUUGCAACGUGACCUACGUAGUCAGUUCUCUCUGUUAUAUAGUAAAACCACUAGAUUUCAUAUGCAUGCUGGUCUCUUACAUUGCCGACAGUGUAGUUGGCGCCGUACGAAGAAAAAUAAAAAGGUUCACGAUGCACAUGAAGGCGAUGUUUUAUGUCAAGGUAAAGUUCGCCCAUUCGUUUCAUUACGAGACGAACCAAAGUAAAGCGAUAGAAGAAGUGUCCACGGGCAUUGUUACCGAGGUGCGCUCGAGAACAGACCAAUUCUUCGCAUUCUUUGAUUUGAUGAGUUGCCUCACCUCUUUAUUGGCUUUCGUUAUUGUGCUCAGAGUACUACGUUACCGUUACAAAUGGUUGACCAGCGAACGCUUCGACAAUCGCUACAUUACCGAAGAUCUGCGCACUAUCGAUUUAGUACGAGCGCGCCAAGACAAGGAAACUGUUUUACCGCUGAAUUCGCGGGAAAGGAAUCACUAUGCGUCGCUGUCAUCCGUCAUGCUAAUCAAAUCGGAAAAGGUCAAGUUAGUCAGAUCCGUCGUAUUUCUAGGCCUGGCUACGAUCAAGAUCAUCUCGUAUAUCAUGAUAGAUUACAGUCUGUAUUGGAUACUCAAUAUCAUUCAAAUCCACGGACGGUUUCAGAGCAAGGUUGAACGACCAAGCGUAGUGACCGUUCACGUUUCCGGGGAUGGGUAUUUGGCAGACCUUUACAGAAGCAUCGUCAGAGCAUUUACGCCGCAUGGAAAGGAAGCGGAAUUGGACACGAUGCUCUGCUUGCCAGAGCCAGUGCCCCCCGAUUUGGAUAAAUACACUCGUAUCAUCGCAUUGCUGAUCUUCUCCUGGCUAAUUGCAAUUUUCGAACCUUAUGGUUUACGUCUGAGACACGUUGUUCUGUGCCAGUAUUAUCCCGACAGAGCGAAACAAAGAGCAGCCUGGCUGUACAAUCAGAUUAUCAGGUCGAGAGGAAGCUUUCUAAAGUUCGCUAGACGACAGCUUCGCCGAAAAUUUGGUCUGGGCAAGGGAGAGCCAACUGAAAAAGUUACUUUCAAGGAAAGAUUGUGGGCAGUGUGUCCAUGGUUGAAUAUCUGCUUUCCGCAUAAGCAAAACAUGUGUCUGUUGUGCGGUGCCCCGGAACGUUCUGAUGAACCGCACAUAAAAUGUCGGACACCUGGCUGCGUAGGUCUGUUCUGCACGCAAUGUUACGCCGAUUUGCAAAAUUUGUGCACCAUUUGUCGAUCUCCGAUCGAUUACGGUGACUUGUCCGACAUAAGCGAGGAGAAGGACUCUUCGGACGAUCCAUAUCCAGUGGCAAAGAAAAAAGAAGCGAAACCUGAAGAACAAGUCGAGAAACCAGAAGUAGAGGAAACGGAUGAAGGUGUAGAUGAAGAAGAGGAAACUGAUGAAUACGUAGAUGAAGAAGAGGAACCAUUAAUAAAAAAAGAUGACGAGAAACGGGAUGUUAAGAAGGUGGUGGAUGAGAAGCAGGAAGAGAAGGGUGAGAAGGAGGAGGACGAGGAGUUGGAUGGCGAGAGGGUAGCAGAAGAAAAAGUAGCAAAGAUAGAAAAGGAUGUAGCUCAGCAAACGGAUGUCAAACACGUCGAAGAUUCCGAUCGUAGUUCAGAGUCCAGUUACAGUUACACAUAUCAAGACGAGUCCCCUAAGGAAGAGGAGAUCAAGAAGCGAAGGCCACCUUUCAAAGACGUCGAAGCACAGAAAAUUAGGGAUGACGUAACAAUUCAAAUAUUUAACGAACCGUUUGUGAAAGAGACAUCCUCGAGCAGCGAGUCGUCAUCUUGUUUCGUGGUGAGGGCGCGUCGGAGGGUUCGUGCUAGAUUGGAAAAGCCACCGUGCCGUUUGCCGCCUGGUGAGAAAGAUUCCGAUUCAUCAACCUCGAUCGCCGACACGGAAUCCUGGUCGAGCGAGGAGGUCGACGAGGAAGAAGUAAUACACAUAGAGGCAGACGACUGCUCGGAAGAAUUACUUCCGAAGGAUCGAAGGGAUAAGAAGAAACGAGGUCGUAUAAAUAGAAUCGUCGGUGCAGUCGCAAAGAUUCCUUGGCUCGGUAAAGAAGAGGACGAUGAGAAAGCGUGUCGUGACUUGCGAACCAGAAGGCCUUCUCUUAUGAAUAAAAUCGUCAGCAUGCUUCGAAGAAAGCAGUCGAUGCCUGUGCAGACUUAUAAAAGAACUAGGAAGAUAAAGGACUCAUCAUCAAGUUCGCUUUCGUGCGACGAUGAGAACGCAGUCCUGAAAAUGGAGGACAGCUCGUGCGAUACCAGGCGUCUCGUACGAAGGAAAUUCACGAGGAAAUCAUCCAACGACGAUUCUAAUCGAGAGAAAAAUCUCAACCUGAAGCAACAGGGUGAAAAGAAAUUCAUCACGAAGCAAUUACCAAGGUACGUAGCUUAA
Molecule: messenger RNA, 3288 nt
Organism: Hylaeus volcanicus
Lineage: Eukaryota; Metazoa; Arthropoda; Insecta; Hymenoptera; Colletidae
Product: DC-STAMP domain-containing protein 2-like
Exons: 13
Coding region: 1-3288 (1095 amino acids)
Cellular component (GO): membrane
Source: RefSeq, a predicted model, not a curated record